AUGAUCAGCUACCGGGCCAUAUUCGGGCCCAACAGCUGUGGUGUCAUUCAAGGCAAAGGUACAACGUGUAACUCAGAAGUACCUAAAUUGGUGAAUGUCUACUUUGUCAAAGGAUUAAAGGCUAACUUGAUCAGCGUGAGUCAACUGUGUGAUGACGGACUUACGGUGUGCUUCUCAGCAAUUGAUUGCCGUGCCAUAAAUCAACAUGGUGUAACAGUGUUACAAGGUGUGAGAUCUGGCAAUAACUGUUACAUGUGGGAAAAGAAGGUUAAGUGCUUGUCAGCUCAAGGGAAUAUUGAUCUAUGGCAUAGACGUUUGGGACAUAUGAACUUCAGGAAUCUAACGAAUCUAGUAUGCAACGACUUGGUUCAAGGAGUACCCAAACUCAAGAUCGAUGACAAGAUUGUAUGUGGUGCAUGUAAUGAGGGAAAGCAAGUCAAGAUACAACACAAGAGGGUACCGGAUGUUCAGGCAAAGGCACCAUUGGAUCUAGUUCACAUGGAUCUCAUGGGUCCUAUGCAAACCGAGAGUAUCGGAGGAAAGAAGUAUGUGUUUGUACUAGUAGAUGACUACACCAGGUUCACUUGGGUUCGUUUUCUCAGGAAAAAGUCAGAAGUGUCUGAGAGUUUCAAAAUCUGGGCGCUUCAACUCAUGAAUGAAAAGGGAAGAAUCAGGAAGAUACGCAGUGAUCAUGGAGGUGAAUUCGAGAAUGAAGCCAUGACUACCUUUCUUGAAUCAAGAGGAAUAGCUCACCAGUUUGCAGCACCUUGGACACCUCAGCAGAAUGGAGUGGUUGAACGAAAGAAUAGAACUCUACAGGAAAUGGGAAGAGCAAUGCUUCAUGGUAACAAGAUAGCCAAGAGGUUCUGGGCUGAAGCACUCAUCACGGCAUGUUACACAAUCAAACGUGUGUAUGUCAGAAAAGGGACAACAAAGACACUGUAUGAGAUGUGGACAGGUGAUGACUUGGGAUCAAAUGAAGAGGAAGAAGGUGGAUCAUCUGUAGCUACUACUGAAGUCAUUGAGGAAGGUCCUAUCGCAGAUACCGUACCUCAACCAGUGGUUCAGCAAGUUCAUCGCAAUCAUUCGAAGUCUGAUGUGAAUAGAGGGAUUGAAGAAGGACGAAAAACGCGUGGAAAGGUGAUUAACUUUAAAGAAAUGGUGCAGUUCGCAUGUUUCGUCUCAUCAAUAGAACCUAAGACACACACUGAAGCACUACGUGAUGAAUAUUGGAUUGUCGCAAUGGAGGAAGAACUUGAGCAGUUCACCAGGAACGAUGUGUGGGAACUUGUUGCUAGACCUAAAGGAGUAAAUGUGGUUGGCACUAAAUGGAUUUUCAAGAACAAGACUGAUGAGCAUGGAGAAGUAGUUCGUAACAAGGCAAGGCUUGUAGCUCAAGGAUACUCACAGAUUGAAGGAGUAGACUUUGAAGAAACCUUUGCCCCAGUUGCAAGAUUGGAAUCCAUUCGGUUGUUUCUGGGAAUGGCGUGCAUUCUGAACUUCAAAGUGCAUCAAAUUGAUGUGAAAAGUGAUUUCCUCAAUGGAGUACUUCAGGAGGAAGUUUAUGUUGAGCAGCCAAAGGGAUUUGAGGACCCAGUGCAUCAUGACUAUGUGUACCGACUCAAGAAAGCACUAUAUGGGUUGAAGCAAGCACCGCGUGCAUGGUAUGAACGACUCACAAAGUUUCUGUUAGAAGCGGAGUACAUCAGAGGGAGUAUAGACAAGACACUAUUCUUCAAGGAAGUUGAAAAAGAUAUAAUCAUUGUUCAAAUCUAUGUGGAUGACAUUAUCUUUGGAAGCACGUCACAGAAGCUGUACUUUCUUGGACUUCAAGUGUCUCAGUCAGAGAAACGUGUCUUCAUCUCUCAGAGUGCAUACGCUAACAGUUUGGUAAAGCGAUUUGGUAUGGAGAACUCCAAAGUUUCUAAGACACCCAUGAAUACAUCACUGAAGCUUGCACGAGAUGAAGCAGGAGAAGAUGUGGAUGUCAAGCUCUAUCGAGAGAGUAGUGCAGGUGCUGAUUCGGGAUGUACAUAUGAUUCAGAUUGGUUUUGGAACCCGAAAACGCUGUGGAAAAGAGCUGCUUGA
Molecule: messenger RNA, 2088 nt
Organism: Raphanus sativus (radish)
Lineage: Eukaryota; Viridiplantae; Streptophyta; Magnoliopsida; Brassicales; Brassicaceae
Exons: 4
Coding region: 1-2088 (695 amino acids)
Biological process (GO): DNA integration
Molecular function (GO): nucleic acid binding
Source: RefSeq, a predicted model, not a curated record